UUCUUUCUUCCUGGACAACUUCACCGCAUACUUUGCUUUCAAACCCAGCUGAAAGUACUUCUCAAAUGCUAGUUAUCUUAUUUCUUAGGUUGUCAAUUUGAUAGCUUGACGACCCAGAAAGUAGUUUUUUAGCAUUGGAAACGUAUUCGUGACCUCCAAUAUUUGUUAUUUAGUGUGGAAAACGUAUUCAUUUUGAUCAUUUUUGUGAUUGAUGUAUCUCUAUAAAUCUUCUCAGUAACGUGGUGGUGUAGCACUGUAGCUUUUUUCUAUGAAAUUGGCACGAUAAUGUCGUUGAGGGACACUCUUUACUUAGUGUUUGAGGCUGCCGCUGAGACAUCUUAAACACUGUUGAUAAAAACAUUCUGGAUAAUCUGUGGGAAUUAGGGAAGACCCUUCAAAUCUUUUGCGCUGCUUAAGGAAAUUCAAAACUUUAUGUGCAGCCGUGCAGUGCAGGAUGUCUAUAAGGAAUUUAAAUGUGUAUGCUAUGCUUCUUUGUUUGCUCUGGGUUUCAUCUUUUGUUCUUUUAAUAUGAUUCUAUUAAUAAUUCAAAGAAACUUGUGCUAUUAAACGUUGCUUGCUUCUACACUUGCUUGUUGCACAAUUUGAGAGUUGAUAACUCAAGUUAUCUGCAGUUACUGAGCAACAAAUAGCCGUAAUGGUUUUUACUGCACCUCUCAAGCCUCUCCAGUCUCAAAUGUCCAACUCACUAUUAAUCGCUUAUUGUUUACUUCACAAACUUGUAUGUUCAGGGUUGUGCGUUGUUCCACAGGUACUGGCUUUAAGAAGACCCUUCCUCCACAGGGUGUUAGACUAUGAAGAUGAAUUCUUUGCUUUGCUGAUGCUGGUUCUUGAAACUCAUAGUUUACGAACAACAGAUGCAUCUUUUUCUGAAUCUCUAUAUGGCUUACGAAGGAGAGCUGUGAAUAUAAAAGUAAAGAAAGAUGAUGCUCAAUUGAACUCUGCUGAUGAGAUUCAUCACUCUGGGCUAAGAAAGCGCCAAAAAGUUCUUUCAGUUGUAUUUCUGGUGGUAUUGCCAUAUUUAAAGUCGAAGUUGUAUUCAAUCUAUAAUAAAGAAAGGGAAGCCAGGCUUCAAGCAAGUUUAUGGGGACAUGAUGAUGAAAGAUUUGAUGAUACUGACUAUAUUGAUGGAAGGGAGGAUUCUCUUGUUUCAAGAGGAAACUUGGAUACAGAAGCAUCACUUAGGACACGUUUGACAAAGAGGAUUCACAAAAUUAUUGGUGCUUGCUAUCCAUGGUUACAUGCUAGUAGUGAAGGAGCAUCAUUUUCUUAUCAGCUGUUAUAUCUGUUGGAUGCUACUGGAUUCUAUUCUGUAGGACUACAUGCACUUGGGAUUCAUGUUUGUAGAGCUACAGGGCAAGAACUGAUGGAUACUUCUUCUAGAAUUUCAAAGAUAAGAAGCCGUGAACGUGAGAGACUCCGUGGUCCACCAUGGCUGAAGGCAUUGCAAGGAGCACUUCUCAGCUGUGUGUAUACAUCACUUGAUUAUGCACAAACGGGGUUAAUUGCUGCAGUGUUCUUUUUUAAAAUGAUGGAAUGGUGGUACCAAUCUGCAGAGGAGAGAAUGUCAGCCCCAACUGUGUAUCCCCCACCACCUCCUCCUCCUCCACCAAAGGCUGCUGAAGAGGGUCUUCCACUGCCACCCAACAGAACAAUUUGUCCUUUGUGUUCACAGAAGCGAGCAAAUCCAUCCGUAGUUACAGUUUCAGGGUUUGUCUUCUGCUACGCGUGCAUAUUUAAGUAUGUUUCUCAGUAUAAACGUUGCCCGAUCACAUUAAUGCCUGCAACUGUUGAUCAUAUAAGAAGGCUCUUUCAUGAUGUAUAGAAAAACCUGAUGGGCAUCACGAGGAAAAGCAUCACAUUCUUAUGGUAGAAGGAUUAAAUAAUCAGGUGAAAUAAGAAGCAAAGAUGCUGAGGCGCAAGUGGAGCCGUGACAAGCAAAAGCAAAAUACCAUAUUUCUCACUCUGCAGAUUUUUCCUUCAAGGGUUUUAUCUGUCUUUUCAUACAUAUUUCUUGUAUUUUAUCUCUUGGGGCAGUAUUAGAUUAAUGAUUAUGAACAGUUAUGGCAUCAUGUAGACACUUUUCAAGUUUGCAGGCUUGCAGCCAUUGUGCACAUUUUUAGAAUUAAAGUAAAUAAAAGGAUCCUUUGAAUUA
Molecule: messenger RNA, 2173 nt
Organism: Corylus avellana
Lineage: Eukaryota; Viridiplantae; Streptophyta; Magnoliopsida; Fagales; Betulaceae
Gene: PEX12
Product: peroxin-12
Biological process (GO): protein monoubiquitination; protein import into peroxisome matrix
Cellular component (GO): peroxisomal membrane; peroxisomal importomer complex
Molecular function (GO): protein binding; zinc ion binding; ubiquitin-protein transferase activity
Source: RefSeq, a predicted model, not a curated record